Molecule: messenger RNA, 2944 nt
Organism: Nerophis lumbriciformis (worm pipefish)
Lineage: Eukaryota; Metazoa; Chordata; Actinopteri; Syngnathiformes; Syngnathidae
Gene: hpse2
Product: heparanase 2
Biological process (GO): extracellular matrix organization
Cellular component (GO): extracellular matrix; membrane
Molecular function (GO): hydrolase activity, acting on glycosyl bonds
Source: RefSeq, a predicted model, not a curated record
UCCAGGUAAAAGCUUUCUCUAUUUGAAAUGUAAAAUGUGUUUUCCAACGAAUGAGUGCAGUGAAAGUGUCGAUUUGAGCAAGUUUCGUGGUGCAUGUGGGCGGGCCCACACUCUGCUCCCGCCCCUCUCUGCAGCCUCUCACAAGUGGGAAGGCUAGCUCUGGGCAUGCGCAGUUGUCAAAACGGGGAUUUUGGUGGGGUCGAGACGAGAAAGACAGAAGAUCCAGACCGUGCAGAGGAAAGGUGAUCAGCCCCAAAGUGAAGUUUGCAUCCCGAGCUACCAAAAUGAACGUUGUCUCAGAGAGAGGACCGCCAUGCUCCCCCUGGUCCUCCUGGUCCUGCUGGUCCUGGUUGGCAUCCCUGCUGGUGCUGCCGGUCCUCUCUUCCUCCUACUCCUCUUCCUCUUCCCCCAAGUACCAGAGAGCCGCUGCAGCCGGCGGGAGUCGAGCGGGCUUCCUGGGAAGGACGCUGGUUCUGCUGGACGUCAACACUCGCAGUCCGAUCCGAGUCCUCAACGACAACUUCCUGUCCUUGCAGUUGGACCCGUCAAUCAUCAGGGACGGCUGGCUGGACUUUCUCAGUUCCAAGCGUCUGGUGACCCUGGCGCGAGGUCUGUCCCCGGCCUACCUGCGCUUUGGCGGGAAGCGGACCGACUUCCUGCACUUUAACAACCAGAAGAACCUGGCUAAAUUCCGGGGGCCGGGACCCGACUACUACCUGAAGAACUACGAGGACGAUAUAGUGCGCAGUGACAUUGCACUGGACAAGCAGAAUGGUUGCAAAGUGGCUAACCACCCUGAUAUCAUGCUGGAGUUGCAGAGAGAGAAAGCUGCAAGCACACAGCUGGUCCUGCUGAAAGAGCAAUUGUCCAACAUCUACAGCAACAUCACAAUACCAGCCAGGUCUUUAGACAAAUUGUACAACUUUGCCGACUGUGCUGGUCUGCACCUGAUUCUUGGCCUCAACGCGUUGCAAAGAAACCCUGACAACUCCUGGAACACCUCCUCCACGUUGAGCCUCCUCAAGUACAGCGCUGGCAAGAAAUACAACAUCUCCUGGGAGUUGGGCAACGAGCCCAAUGCGUACCGCAGCAUGGUGGGCCGCACGGUCAACAGCACCCAACUGGCUCAGGACUAUGCAAAGCUACGAACCCUUCUCCAGUCUGUACGUUACUACAACCGAGCUCACCUUUAUGGCCCAAAUGCUGGAAGACCUCGGAGGAAUGCUAUCCUUCUUUUGGAUGGAUUCAUGAAGAAUGCUGGCUCCGUUGUUAAUGCAGUUACGUGGCAACAUUAUUUCCAGGAUGGCAGGGUGAAAAAUGUGGAGGAUUUCUUAAAAACACGUUUGUUGGAUACACUGAGAGACCAGAUCACUAAAGUGGCCAAGGUUGUGAGCACACAUACUCCCGGUAAGAAGGUGUGGCUGGGUGGACUCGGUCCAGCAUGGGCAGGAGGCAUCAGUAAUCUGUCAGACACAUACGCUGGUGCUUUCCUGUGGGCUAACACACUGGGAAUGGCUGCUGUUCAUGGAAUUGACGUCAUUUUACGCCACUCAUUCUUUGAUUAUGGGUACACGCGUCUUGUAGACCAGCAUUUUAACCCCUUACCGGAUUACUGGUUCUCCCUGGUCUUCAAGCGUCUGGUUGGGCCAAGGGUUUUGGCAGUGCGUGUUGCCGGACUGCAAAGAAAGCCCCAACCAGGACGAGUUAUACGAGACAAACUUCGCAUUUACGCCCACUGUACCAGCUACUCCAAUCACAACUAUGGAAGGGGCUCUAUCACGAUCUACAUCAUCAACCUGCAUCGAUCACGGAAGAAAAUUAAGUUGGCAGGGACGCUUCGGAACAAGACGGUGCAUCAAUAUCUCUUGCAGUCCUAUGGCAACGACGGACUCAGAGCCAAACACGUGCAGCUGAACGGUGACAAGCUGUUCAUGCUGGACAAUGAGACAUUCCCAGAGUUGAAGCCCAAAACUUUGAGGGCGGGACGGACGAUAGCCAUGCCUCCCAUGACCAUUGGCUUCUACGUCGUGAAAAACAUUAACGCCUACGCCUGCCGAAGAUAACAUAGACUCACCCUUUUUUUUCUUUUUUUUAUGAGGCCCAAAGCUAUGAACUUUAUUCUAUAAGAGACCUCAUUUGUUUGGUUCUCCCCUGCAAGACAAGGGUGGACACAGUGGACAGUUCCAGUAAGACAUCUUUCUUGGUCCCCGUUUCACUUAGACUUUCUUUAAAGGGGAACUGCACCUUAUUUGGAAUUUUACAAUCCUUAUGAGACAAGAAAACAUGUUUUUGUUUUGUUUUUGCAUUCUAAUUUGUCAACUCAAAGUGGCUAGCAGUGCAGCUAACGGGAACAAUCCAUUCUGCCUUGAAAUCACUCCAAAAACGCAUCCAAAAACCGCCAACCAAUACUUACGUUCCAUAACCUUUAUAAAAACCAAGCUGUAGCAACAUUGUUAUUGUAAGAGUGAACACUGAGGAAGUAUUUUUCUACGACAUGCAAUGGUAUUAGCCGUAAGCUAGCUUCUGCGUCAACAGCUGAAUCGCUUUUGCGUUUGUAAUGCACAACACAAUGCGAUAGGACACCUGAAAAACGUGAACAAUCAUACUACAGUAUCUGUAAAGUAUUAGCCCAUAUUUCAUGUUUUGUUAGUACACAGCUAGCUCGACAGCGUAUGUAGUAGUACUAACAAGCAUGAAGUGCUGCAUGUAUCAUGAUCAAUAUUUUAGUGACUUACUUGAUGGACAGUUGUCCAUUUGGUCAAGCUGGUCGGGGAUGUUUUCUUCCAGUUGACUGGAAAGAAGUUCUGGUAAUGCUUAAAAUGACCAAAUACGGUAAAUACAGUGACAAUCUACAAAGUAAAUAGUCAUGAAAAUAAAGAAAACACAUUGAAAUGAGAAGGUAUUGUGAAGGACAUAAUGUCAUGGCUGUCUUGAGUUUCCAAUC